AUGAAGGUAGUGGGAUUAUAUAUAUUUUAUUUGGUACCUUUUUUUGUUAUUUCCUCUGAAUUAAAUGAUUAUGAAAAAAUAAAAAAUAUAGUAAAUGAAGCUAAUGAGUGUUCAGAAAAAGACGUUGAAUUUAUGAACAAUUAUGUUAAUAAAAUGUAUUGGGUAUGGACUAAUAAUUUUUUCCGUUAUUUAAAAUUAAAAGCUUAUAUUUAUGAGAAUGAUAUUAUUUAUGAUAAAAUAAUAAAAAUGGAAAAUAUUAUACAAUUGUUAACAGAUAAUUUUAUUAUGUAUAAAAAUAAAGAGGAAUUUAUUAGAACUGCUUUAACUAUAUUAUCAAAUGAGAAACAUUUAAAAAAUGUAAUAAAUACAUAUGUUCCUAGAAAUAAAAUUAAAUUUUUUCAAGAUUUAUCCGAAGACGAAAUAAUAAAACUAUUUAUAGACGAAAAAAAUAAUGUAAUAAAUUCAUUUAAAAACAUAAAAAAAAUUGAAGAAUUUCGUGAUGUUGCCAAUUCAAAAUAUUAUUAUCAUAAAAAAUUGUUAGAAAAUAAACGGGAGCAAACAGUUGAUGAUACAAUAGUUCCAGAAAAAAAAGAAAAUCAAAAUGAUGAAAUAAAUAAUAAUGGAAAUAAUAAACAAGCAAAAAAUGUCAUCAUAUUUUAUAUGAGUGAUAUAUUACCAGUUAAAUCUAUGAGUUUUGAUUUUUAUGACAAAAAUAAAUGGAGUACCUAUUUUUAUUUUAACAAUGAUGAAGAGCGUAUAGCGAUAGAGAAUGAUUCUGGUAAUAACUUUUCCAAUAAAAAUUCGGUUAUCGUUUAG
Messenger RNA from Plasmodium yoelii, 816 nucleotides. Its product is annotated as conserved Plasmodium protein, unknown function. NCBI's taxonomy places the organism in Eukaryota, Apicomplexa, Aconoidasida, Haemosporida, Plasmodiidae. The coding region runs from base 1 to 816 and encodes 271 amino acids. The record is from RefSeq and is a predicted model, not a curated record. The transcript has a single exon.